AUGGAAGGUGUGCUAUGCCGGUCGGGAAAAGUCUUUCGAGACGCAUACAAAAUAGUAGGGACGUCGCCCCUAGUACCUGUAUUUUUGUCUCUGACAUAUCUCACGAAGAGCAUUGGCAGUGACUACUAUGCAUACAGCGUGGUUGCAUCGGGCAUACUGCUGGGGCUUUCAAUCUACAUAGUGGGAUAUAUGAAAGAAAAGCGAAAUGAGGAGCAGAUGAGUACGCUAGGAGACAUGUCGAGGGGGGUGUCUAAGAUGCUGUCUGAUGCAGCGGAGGUGAUUGUACUUCUUUCGAAAUACACGGUGCUGCUUAUUACAGUGGAUGUGUUCAUUAACACGCUUUUUGUGCGUUUUCCGUUUAUGGAGGAGAUACGAGGUUCUAUCUCCAUAUAUAGGAUUCUGUUUGGACUAGGUCUGGCACUUGUGGGCCUAACGAUAUAUGUGGUGUCUACGUUCUUCAAGAAGACGUUUCUUGCGGUAUCUGUAGUAGCAACGCUGGUUAUGGCAAUAAUGCUGGCCAUGUGCUACUUAUUGGGCGUGAAUUCUGUUUUCCACAGGCAAGACAAUGUGAAAGACGAUUCUUUAUCGUCGUUUUUCUGGAUCACUGCAGUUACGCUGUACACGAUGGAGUUUGUGUCAGGAGGAGUGAAGAUGGUGAAUGAGUCAAGACACAGGGAACUGAAUAAGUAUGUGGCGAUUGCAAGUGCAUCGAUAGUAUCUAUACUGCUCCUUGUAUUCGUGUAUGCUGCAGAGUGGAUGAGGACGGCCAACAACUCUCUGGAUAUCUUGAAACUUGUGUUUCUGAGAUCAUCGAAGCUGAACGAUUACCUAAAGGAAUACACGAUUGACAAGUACUGCCUUACAUCGAGCAUAAUGUGCAUAUGCAUACCUGUUGUGUGUGUGGCAAUGUUUGCAAUACAGUUUGAUGUGUUUAUUGGGUCGUUUAAGAAUCUGGCAAAUACAAAGGACGACAACAAGAUACUGCUGUUGUCUCUUGCAGUUCUUGGGAUGAUUUUCAUACAGGUGCUAUUCAACGAGGUAUUUGGUGCAUUCCACUUUUACUUGGCACUUGUAGUUGUUGGAAUGACACCACUUCUGGCAUACCACCCGUACAUAUGCUAUAUCGUCACAUCGAAGAAAAUCACGCUUUUUACAGCAGUUAGCGUUCUUGCAAUAAUAUUUAUAUGUGGUGUUCUUGUGGGAACAACAAAAACACUGAUAGAUAUGGCGCGAAUAAGCUAA
Ordospora pajunii is the source of this 1242-nucleotide messenger RNA. RefSeq lists its product as uncharacterized. Bases 1 to 1242 code for a protein of 413 amino acids. The record is from RefSeq and is a predicted model, not a curated record. The transcript has a single exon. NCBI's taxonomy places the organism in Eukaryota, Fungi, Microsporidia, Ordosporidae.